Molecule: messenger RNA, 1315 nt
Organism: Amphibalanus amphitrite
Lineage: Eukaryota; Metazoa; Arthropoda; Thecostraca; Balanomorpha; Balanidae
Product: keratin-associated protein 29-1-like
Exons: 2
Coding region: 2-1087 (361 amino acids)
Source: RefSeq, a predicted model, not a curated record
CAUGGUCGCCGUCGCUGAUGGUGCGUUGGACGGUGCCGAAAGGACGGGUGUGGGCAGGGUAAACCGCCAAGGCAGAAGUCUGCUAAGCUUCUUUAGGGGCUUAUUUGGCUCUAAACAGCGCCUGCCGUCGGCUGCUGGCCCGCUGGUGAUUCGGCCGGUCAUACAGCUCCUGUCGCCGCCGACCUGCAAGGGUGCAUCGUGCAGCGGCCCUGCGGUCAGCCCGCCAGCGGUCAGCGGCCCAGCAGUCAGCCCGUCGCAGUGCAGCCGCCACAGGCCGUGUCCCCAGGGCGUCUGCCUGCGGGGCCGGUGCGAGGCCUGCUCCUCCGACCCGCAGUGCGGCCGCGGCCGGCGGUGCUCCGGGGGCCGCUGUAUGGCCCUCUUGAGCGCCGGGCAGCGCUGCUUCACUGACGGCAGCUGCCUCUCCAGGAAUUGUCUGUACGGGCGCUGCGCCGCGUGCUCGCUCUACCAGCCCUGCGCCGAGCACGAGUACUGUCUGAGCGGCCAGUGCCGGCCGCCCGGUGAACUCGGAGAGCGAUGUCAUGUGGACAAGAACUGCCGGUCUCAUGUCUGCCUGCGGAACAGCUGUACUGAGUGCAGGAACCACACGGAUUGCAGAGCAGACCAAUUCUGCUCGGAAGGCAGCUGUCACGCCAAGCGGUUGCUGUUCCAGAGCUGCCGUGACGGCUCUGAAUGCAGCUCGGCACUCUGCGGCACUCAGAAGGUGUGUGUCGAGUGCCAGAGGACGGCCGACUGCCGGCAGGGCCGCUCGUGCCGCGUCGGUCACUGCGUGCCGUCCGAGGUCCUCGGCGGCUACUGCAGCGACGACUCCAACUGUCGUAGCGGCCGGUGCGGCCCGCUAGGAACCUGUGUCUCGUGUCGGGUGGACCGGGAGUGUCGCGGCGGUCACUUCUGCGCCAGGGGGGAGGGCGAAUGCUACCCGUUCGGAGAGAAACUGGACUGGUGUACCGAAAACAGCCAGUGUCGCAGCCAAAUCUGCUCCCCAUCCCGCGUCUGCGCAGAUUGUGUCUCACUUAGGGACUGCAAGGAGGGAGAGAUCUGCUUUCAGAAUCUAUGCACCCCGAUCUAAGCUUUUCCAUAUAAGCCAGCCGUGUUCUAAGCACUUAAGGAGACACAAUAAUGUUAAUAGCGUAAAAUUUUGAUUACAAAAGACUUUCUAUCGUGACACCGUCGGAUACAGUGAAGGCUUGCAUGGUCCAUGUAUUAUGAAUAAUAAAACCGUGCCUAACGACGGGUCCUGAAUCUGAUAUUACAUUGGUCAGAGAUCCGCGGAGCCUGGCGACACUUGACGAACCGA